AUGGCAAGCAUUCUGAAACAAGCUCCUUUCUCGCCAGUCGUCACUGGUGCCGCUCUGUUGGUCCUGCUCAAGGGUCCAGAGUCAGUACAACGACCAGUUUACGAUUACCUGCAUCAGCUACUGAAGCCUCACAAUAUCGAGCGUCUGAUUACUGCUCUGAAAUGGUUGUUUGCCUUUGGCUUGAUCAAGAAUGUCAAUGAAGCUUUGAACCAGUUUGCUCGCAACAACUUCUCCCUUCGCUCUAGCAAGGCAGACUGGGACUGGAAUAACGAGAUCGCCAUUGUCACCGGAAGCUCCUCUGGCUUUGGAGCUCUGUUUUCAAAGGACCUUUCAGACAAGGGUAUUCAUGUCGUCGCCAUCGAUGUCAACCCACUCCCAAAGCACCUCGAAAACAACCCCAAAAUUACCUUUUUCAAGUGCGAUGUCACCGACGUCGAAGCCGUCAACGCCGUCGCCGAAGAAAUCAAGGCGAAGGUUGGCCAUCCAUCCAUCUUGAUCAACAACGCAGGCAUUGGCGGCCAGAGAACAAUCCUCAAAACCACACCUGCACAGCUCCAAAAACUCAUGGGUGUGAACAUCAUGUCGCACUACUAUCUCGUGCAAGCUUUCUUACCCGAUAUGCUUGCUAAGAAAAAGGGACAUGUUGUUUCUAUCGCUAGUAUGGCUUCCUUCUUCACCACUCCUGGCAUCACCGAUUACUCGUGCUCUAAAGCAGCGGUGUUGGCCUUCAACGAGGGUCUUAGUACUGAGCUGCGGUCUAUCCACCGUUGUCCUGAGAUUAAGACUUCGAUUGUGCAUCCUUUCUUUGCAGACACACCUAUCAUUGCUUCCUCCAAGACUGAGCUUGAAAAAGCGGGUAUGAAGAUUUUAGACCCUCAGGAUGUUUCUGAUGCUGUGGUUGAUCAGAUUUUGAAUGCGAGAAGUGGACAGAUUCUGCUCAGUAAUGGGUUUGGACCUAUUAUGAGAGCGUUCAGAGGUUUGCCUUGGUGGUUCCAGGAAAGUGUCAAGAGACUUACUGAGACUGAUCUUUCGCGUUUUGAGUAA
This is a messenger RNA of Aureobasidium melanogenum CBS 110374, 1044 nucleotides long. Its product is annotated as NAD(P)-binding protein. The record is from RefSeq and is a predicted model, not a curated record. The coding region runs from base 1 to 1044 and encodes 347 amino acids. Gene Ontology annotation, molecular function: oxidoreductase activity, acting on the CH-OH group of donors, NAD or NADP as acceptor. The transcript has a single exon. Lineage: Eukaryota; Fungi; Ascomycota; Dothideomycetes; Dothideales; Saccotheciaceae.